Molecule: messenger RNA, 810 nt
Organism: Cadophora gregata
Lineage: Eukaryota; Fungi; Ascomycota; Leotiomycetes; Helotiales; Ploettnerulaceae
Exons: 1
Coding region: 1-810 (269 amino acids)
Biological process (GO): mRNA splicing, via spliceosome
Cellular component (GO): U2-type catalytic step 1 spliceosome
Source: RefSeq, a predicted model, not a curated record
AUGUCUGAACGAAAGGUCCUGACCAAGUACUACCCCCCCGACUUCGAUCCCUCAAAGAUCACACGAUCACGCGCACCCAAAGGAGCAGGUCCCAAAGUUCAAACAGUCCGACUGAUGGCACCGUUUCCCAUGAAGUGUACAGCCUGCGGCGAAUACAUCUACAAGGGUCGCAAAUUCAAUGCGCGCAAAGAGACCACUGAAGAGAAAUACUACUCCAUACCCAUCUACCGCUUCUACAUUCGAUGCACAAGAUGUUCUGGAGAAAUCACUUUCAAAACUGACCCGAAGAAUAUGGAUUACGAAUGCGAGAGAGGGGCAAAGAGAAAUACAGAGCCAUGGCGAAUGAAUGGGGCUGGGAAACAAGAGAGUGAUGAGGAGCGUCUGGACAGGCUGGAGCGAGAGGAGGAAGAAAAGAAUGCUAUGCAAGAGCUGGAGACCAAGACUUUAGAUGCCAAAAGGGAAAUGGCAGUUGCAGAUGCCUUGGAUGAGAUUCGGACUCGGAAUGCCAGGAACGAAAGAAUGGGAAAGGAUGGCGUUGAAGUCACAGUCGCACGGGAAAGCAUCAACGAAGAAAGAGAGAGACAGGAUCGAGAAGAUGAAGAAGCUGCUCGACAGGCGUUCAUGAGGCGGCAUGAGGCCAUGGAAGAAGUCAUCGAUGAUGAGGAGUACGAUGCGGGUGUUGGGCCAGCACCUGCAAUCACGAAAGAAGAGGCUUUGGCAAUGCCGCCACCAAGCUUUAAGAGGGUUGUGAAGAAGAAGAAAGAUCAUGCUGCUGCUUUGGGAAUUAAGAAGAAACCCUCGUUAGUUUGA